This is a messenger RNA of Uloborus diversus, 1969 nucleotides long. RefSeq names its product enhancer of mRNA-decapping protein 3-like (gene Edc3). Gene Ontology annotation, molecular function: mRNA binding. The transcript has 7 exons. NCBI's taxonomy places the organism in Eukaryota, Metazoa, Arthropoda, Arachnida, Araneae, Uloboridae. The record is from RefSeq and is a predicted model, not a curated record. Gene Ontology annotation, cellular component: P-body. Gene Ontology annotation, biological process: P-body assembly; deadenylation-independent decapping of nuclear-transcribed mRNA. The coding region runs from base 243 to 1616 and encodes 457 amino acids.
UUUUUCCGCUACCUCGACCUCAAGUUAUUCAGCGCUUAAAAGACAAAAAAAUAUUUGAAGUGCUGACGUACUUUCGUUUUCUUGUGGAUCUGGCCAUGGCGCGUGGUUCUAGAAGUUUACAUUUCAGCUUCAGCGUAGACGUCAAAAAUUGCUCCACUGUGCUUUGUUAAAAACUUAAAUCGUUAUCCAGUGUCUAUGAAAUUCUGAGAGAAGAUUUAUUUUGUGAGAAGUAUGACAUUCUAAUGUGGCACGUCAUUAUGUCAUUUGAAUGGAUUGGCAGCAUAAUUUCUGUCGACUGUGGUGAUGUACUUGGAAUUUUUGAAGGUGAAAUAUCGAAUGUGGAUGGCAAUAAUCAGACAAUAUCAUUAAUAAACGUUAGUCGGAACAAUAUUAAAUGCCAAGUGCCUGAAGUAACUCUAAGUUCACUUGAUAUAAGAAGUUUGACAUUGCUGCAGUCAACUGCUAAUAACAAUACUUUGGUUCAUGCUAAUGAUUCUGAAAAGGUUUCUGCAUUUGAAUCACCAUCAAUUUCAAGAAAUAAUUGUUCAAGAAAUUCACCCAGUGAUGACUCGCAGAAGAAAAAGAAUGAUGGAAAGAAAAAAAAUUCUAAAAAGAAUGACGUGAAAAAAUGGCUCAAGGAAAAGGAUGAAGCCUGUUUUAGUGCACCUGUAGAUAGUGAGAUGUUAGAUACAGACUUUGAUUUUGAAAAAAAUCUUGCUUUAUUUGACAAACGAGCAGUAUUUGAUGAAAUAAAUGCUCUCUCUAAAGCAGAUCAUGUAAAAUUGGUGGAUUGUAACAAGAGAACUCAACCUAAAUAUCGUCAUGAUGAAAAUAUUCUUUCAAGUGAUGUACCGGUCCUGAGACAGAUUUCUGUUCCAUGUGAAAAUAGCAAAGAAUAUGUUACAGAUGCUGGUUUGGUUGUGCCAAGUGUUAGCAUAGAGUUCAAGAAACGACUUUAUGAAAAAGCAGAGAAAGCAGGACUGACUUCUCAAGUACGCACAGAAAUGAUAGGAAGAGCUGCUAGUGAAAUGGCUUUACAGCUUUUAGGUGGAGGGCAUAGGUUAAAUCCACAAAACACUCAUCAGAAGCCAACUGUUGUUCUUUUGUGUGGAUCUCAUGCUCAAGGAACUCAAGGUGUAAAUUGUGGCCGCCAUUUGGCUAAUCAUUGUGUAAAUGUGGUAAUACUACACCCUGAGUUGAACUGUGAAACUCAAGCUAUAAUUUCAAAGGAACUAAAGUUAUUUUCCAUGAGUGGCGGGAAACUCGUAAAUAAUGUUUCUGGAUUACCUUCCAGUGUUGAUAUCAUCAUUGAAGCUUUAGAUGCUCAUGAUGGGCAAAAUUCCUGUGAGAAAAGUUGGUUGCACAAUGCUCAGCAGUGGGCGAAGCAGCAUUCUAAAGCCCCUGUGAUGUGUCUUGAUCCACCUCCAAAUUGUAACGGAAUGGAUAAAAAAUUCAUACUCUCUCCAGCAUUACCAUUCAAAUUUGAAAAUGACACUUGCAGCAUUCAUAUUUGUGAUAUUGGAUUACCAAAGGAUAUAUUUUCUAGUCUUCAAUGCUCGUAUUCAUCACCUUUUGGGUCUAAAUUUGUAAUUCCAUUGUAUUCAAGAAACACUUGAAGCAGAACUUCACAAAAAACGUUAGAGUUUAAUUGGAAAGUGUACAUAAGCAGAACUUCAUCCAAGCAGUCAGCAUCCGUCUUGCACAAAAAAUAUCUAUCGUCUCUUUGUUGUACAAAUUGGGUAGAUAUUAAAAAAAACGUUUAAGAGAAUGAUGUGUAUUGCUAAAAGUUAUUACAUAUCACAGUGCCUUGUAUCAGUUUUACUUUAUUUACAGUAUAUUCCAUUGUUUUUAAACAUAACUUAAUGUAAAUAUUUGUAAUGUCCAAGUUCUUGGAAGGCCAAAUAUAUUGCAUAUUAUUUAUGCUCAUUAAAUUUUAUCUUUAAGUAAUGAAAUGUAUUUAAAAAAUAAA